GUGUGGUCAUACUGUUUGCAUUUCUUUUGGGGAGGGGGCGUUAACUUGCGAAUUAAUGACUCUAACUAACUAAGAGACCACCUAAAUCCCCAAAAUGGACUCUACUGCCACUCGCACGCUGCCGUUUGUGUAUAAAUACAAAAACCACGAAGGCCAAGACUGCGAGUCACGGCUGGACAUCACUUUUCCGUUCGACCAGGAGAAUUUGGAGGAGUGUAUCACCCAGUUGAUGGCUCCAUCCCAGAUGGAUCCCAUGAUGCGGUAUCUGGACGAAAAUAUCAACCUAGAGAAGCAACUCCAGGAGUUCGUGGACACGGAGCAGCAAAAAUUUCUGGACGACCACGCCGAAAAGCUCCUCAGUCAGGCGGCCAACGAGGAACUGGACAUUGAGGCCAUUGUGCGGGACACGGAGCGACUGUACAAGGAGGAACUGCUGCAGUUUGCCGAUCGUGUGGGUCCCAGUGAUGCGGAUAUUUUCGCCCAGAGUUUCCACCGGCUGGUGCACUCCUCCUCGCUGGAGGACAUCCUAAAGCGGGAGCGGACCUAUGCCAAGGUCGUGGCUGACAUGACCGAGCUCAUGGACAGCGAGGUGGAGACGCUGAAUAACUCCCAGCAGCAGGAGAUGGAUAGCCAGAUCAGCCAACUGGAUAUCACCACCACCUCGGAGGACAUCAAUAAUCUCCUGGCCCGCCAGUACACCACUCAGAAUUUCGUUCGCAAGCGCUACGAAUCGGAGUUGGAGGCGAUGAUGGGGCAUCAGAAAAACGAGUAUCGCGAUUGGAUCACCAGCCAAGUCAGUCAGAUGUUCCAGGUGUCGCCGGUGUCCACGCCACUGGGCAACCGGUCCUCGAUGUUCGUCUCACAGCAACCAUCGAUGGAGGAGAGCUUCACCAUCCACCUGGGAUCGCAGCUGAAGCACAUGCACAAUAUUCGCAUCCUCAGCGCCAAUGUCACGGAGCUCUGUAGUCCCCUACACGCCGAGGAGAGUCUCAAUGGCCUUAACAUGGCACUGGGCCUGUACUCCAGCUCCCUCUGCGGCGUCGUCGUGUUGACCCCAUCGAUUCAGGCCCAGGCCAACAAGAAUAUCAUCAAGAACGCCAACAAAUCCACCGAGUUUCACUUUGAGCAGAUCGAUGUUCAACUGGAGAAGAUCGAGAAGCAGAUUAAGAACCUAAGCACGGGGGAUUCUAGCGGCAGUAGCCAUAGCAACAGUAGUGCCGAGGGCAGCGCCACACCCUCGCCGACAAAGAAGAGCCUGCCCAGGCUGAAAACGGGCGACUUCUUUAUCACCAAGCACUCGAAUCUCUCCCAAACCCAUGUGAUAUUCCACCUGAUUUCGGACGAACCCAUCAACAGUCCCAGUGAGAUCAACUCGCGGCAUCCGGUGAUCUUGGGCUUGCGGAAUAUACUAAAGACCGCCAGCAGGCAUGACAUAACCACGCUGACCAUUCCGGCUCUGCUGCGCCACGAGAUGAGCGAGGACAUGACCGUUCAGUGGUGCAUUCGAAGAGCGGAGCUGGUUUUCAAGUGUGCCAAGGGAUUUAUGAUAGAAUCUGCAUCUUGGGGAGGCGCUGAAUUAAGCACCUUGCAAUUGCUACUGCCUGACGACAUAUCGGAGAGUCUGUUCACCACUCUGGCGGGAAUGGUCCCCAGUGUUUUCCAUGUGGCCAAUCCCAAGAUACUGGUGGACACCAGCAAGUAGA
Molecule: messenger RNA, 1703 nt
Organism: Drosophila rhopaloa
Lineage: Eukaryota; Metazoa; Arthropoda; Insecta; Diptera; Drosophilidae
Product: protein C12orf4
Exons: 3
Coding region: 95-1702 (535 amino acids)
Cellular component (GO): cytoplasm
Source: RefSeq, a predicted model, not a curated record